UAUUGUAAGAGAGAGAGAGACAUCGAAAGAAGACGAGAGAGAGAAUCAAGGAGAAGACAAGAAGACAAAGAAGAAAGAAGAGAAAGAAGACUUCAGUGACCACCUGCCAGAGAUAACAUCUUCCCAUUUGGGAUCCUCUGGACAAAGGGGCGUCGGAGAUGGGCCUGCGUGCCAUCAUGGACCGCCUUUACAUAAAAGGCAAUCAGAAGGGCUUAGAGUGGAUCUACAUGGAGGAGGAGGGGAUCUGUGAGAUCAUGGAGUUUGAGGGACCACUGGCGGCCCUUUAUUUGAAGUGCAUGAGGCAGGACAUCAUAUGCCAAAUGAAAUGGGCACUGUAUGACUAUUGGAUGGCCAAAGACAACAUGCGAAACACCAGGUGGUGGAAGAUGAGAUUGAUGUCCGAGUUCCAGCAGGACAAGAGGAAGGCCAAAGCCCAAAUGAGAUACCUCUACAAAAUACUAGAGGCAAUAAACCGGGCAAUUCUCCGAAGAACAUGGAGAGAUAUCCAGACAGCCCUCGCAACCACCAAGCGGCCACCAACACCCAGCACUACCAAGUACCGAUGCACCUCUGUGUUAAAGGUGACUGAGGCCGCUGCAAGCAUCGGUUAUGAUUAUGUGACAAAACUGGUGGAUCUGAAGGCUCUGGAAGCUGAGGCUUUGGAGAAGAAGAAAUUCGGGGAGAAUGAGCAUCUGCAGCUAUUGCCGAGUUCCACCCACGAAGUUGAAAGAAAUCCCUGGACCUGCACGCUCCCGCGAGAAUUGGACGAGAGUUGGACGGACGUGGUGUACCGGGCUCGGAAUAGCAGCAUGGAGUGA
Xenopus laevis (African clawed frog) is the source of this 818-nucleotide messenger RNA. RefSeq lists its product as uncharacterized. Lineage: Eukaryota; Metazoa; Chordata; Amphibia; Anura; Pipidae. The transcript has 7 exons. The coding region runs from base 159 to 818 and encodes 219 amino acids. The record is from RefSeq and is a predicted model, not a curated record.